Messenger RNA from Exaiptasia diaphana, 1612 nucleotides. Its product is annotated as ras-related and estrogen-regulated growth inhibitor. The record is from RefSeq and is a predicted model, not a curated record. The transcript has 4 exons. Lineage: Eukaryota; Metazoa; Cnidaria; Anthozoa; Actiniaria; Aiptasiidae. Gene Ontology annotation, molecular function: GTPase activity; GTP binding. The coding region runs from base 467 to 1192 and encodes 241 amino acids.
CUACGGCUGUUCCGUGACUGGCAUUAAUCAUCCUCGGUUUACUUAUUAGGUAGAUUUUAGCGGACAAUAGACUUUCGAUGCCAUUGCGCAGCAGACAAAGAAAAAACCUUUUACUGUUUUUUUUGGUGAUUAUMAUAGGUCAACGGCAAUGAUUUUGUAAUUGCGUAAGGAUUUGUAAUUGAAUUGUCGACUGAGAGUGAGUCGUACGGGGGCAGCGAAUCUCAUUAACAAGUCCAGUUCGCCAGCCACCAACGCUAUUGUAGCCCACGCUGAAAGAAGUGAGCCCUGCACAGCUCUGAUAAACAACUGGAGGGAAGCGAUAAGCYCUUUUGUUUGYUAGGUAAACAGAAUUCAUCUGAUACAAAGCAAAGCAUACUAUUAUUAUCACUUAAUUAUCCAAUGAGCGACUUUACACUYCUCUACCAAGUUGAAUAACAUCCACAACAAGCACUCGUCGAAGUCCAAGAUGAGUCAAGUACUGCAGCAAGCGCAACAGCCGAAACCUCUUACUAUAAAGAUCGUCAUGUUAGGAAAACUUGGCGUUGGAAAAUCAGCUAUGACGGUGCGAUUCCUCACCAAAAGAUACAUAGGAGAGUACGACCCUAAUAUCGGUUCUAUAUACCGGCAUUCCAUUAAACUUGAYCAAGAGAACGUGAAUGUUGAGAUUCUUGACAGCGGUGGUGAGGACUGUUUUGGUACAAAAGACAGCUGCCUGUUAUGGGGAGAUGCUUUCAUUUURGUUUACGCCAUUAACGAUAGAGAUAGCUUCGCAAAAAUCUCUUUCAUUAAACAACGCCUUGAAGAAAUUCGAAACCACGACGAUCCUCCAUUGCUAGCUCUUGUUGGCAACAAGAAAGAUCUGGAAAAUGAACGACAAAUAGAAACAAGCGAACCUGUUGAAYUUGCAAGUACGUUUGAAUCACCUUGCUCCGUCUGCGAAAUCUCAACCUUAUCAAGUUUUGACGAAGUAGAGGAAGUCUUUGURAGUUUAACAAGGAAAGCAUUAAAAGAGAAACAGACGCGGCAGGCCGUCAAGAAACGACCAUACAAUAAAAUUAAAGAGCGAAUGGACAAACACAUAGCCAGGAAAAGAGCCAUGUCAAGUCUUAAAGAAACCAUAGAUGAAUACUACGUCGCUCGAAGUGAUCAGGAUCUGGACACCAGGGAGCGAAGCGACACUUGUGAAUUUUGAAUAAUCGACUGAAGGAUAUGUAAAUAAUGUGUAAAUGAUUUUGUAUGCCAUCGAGUUGCGUGAUUGCCAAAAUAAUUUCGAGACUUUCAAGGGUUUGUUAACGCAAUUAUAAUUUUGAUAUCAGAACACUGCUUGGUACGUAAGGUCCAUCAUACUUUGCGCACUUCCAAUUUGUAUCCCAUCAAGCUCUGCGCUCAUUUUGGGGAUCGUAACGCUUUGGAGUUCAAAGUCCUAUCGUGAUGCAGCAAGACUUAAUUGGUUUCAAUUGUUUUUAAACAAAAAUUCGGCUUUAUAUUUGUUUGUUUUGACGAAGUGUAUCAUCAGGGCGUGUCCAGGAUUUUCAUUGCAACAUGAUGCCAUAUCUAUGGUUUUCACGCUUUUUGGCUUUGAAAGGGGGGGGGGGGGUCAUGGCCACCCUGU